UCUUGGUCAACCACAUCGUGUGGGGUCCAAUGGAAUCUCAUCCCCUCAAAUGCUGCUUAUUCAAAAUCGUUGUUGACUAUUUUCUAGGGCUUUCCUUGCACUAUGGCUCGACCACUGGGAGAAAGCCAUAAAAGGUUCAUGCAAACCAUGAUGGUCAAUGGGAUCAUUGAUGGUGCCAAGGCAAGGGCUCUCCAUCAGCAUUGCUGUGAGACACACGGUGGUAAGAACAGCAUAGCUGCAUACUUCAAACUACUGUUUAAUCUUUGUCAGCAAAGUGUCUGUAUGGUAAAACCUUAAACUCAAAGGUCUGGUUUUCCAGACACAAUAGAGAUUCUUUAUUGAAAGUGCCUUUCAGUCCAGCACUAGGCUUACUCUACGUCUGAAAAACUGGCCCAAAAUGUAUUUGUUGAGGGCCACCCGCUCACAUUUACUUCUUUUAAUACAGCACACUAUGCUCAUGAUAAACUGGAUGAAUUCGAGGUGAUCAAUGCCCAGCUGCAGCCUAUGUUCAUGCAGAUCUGAAAAGGGAUGUCUGAGGAGGAUGGUCUUCAGUUCCAUGCUUUGGUCAGUGACACUAAUCAAGUUCAUUCACAAAGCUCUUUUAGGACUACUGGAACCAUCAUGAACUGCUCUUAUUUUUCCUGUUGACAUCUACUCCUGUCCAGGUGAACAUGGCUGAAACUGAUGUGACCAGGAUGUCAACUGAUUAUGCAGACAACGAGUUGGAAUUAUUCAGAAAAACUGUGAGUAUGCUGUUUUCACUAAAUGGUAAAUGACUGACAAUAAGACUUAAGAAUUAAAUAACAUUUGAAAAUCUCAGUAAUAACUGGCAUAUUCUUUUAGAUGGUUGUGGACUCUGACAAUGGAACCGCCUCUUCCACGGACAUUCUCAACUGUGCCGACAGCCUCCAGACGAAGAAGCUAAAGAAAAGAGAAACAGAAGAUGUACUUAACAGGCUUGUUCAGGAGAAGUGGCUGAAUGAGGUGCAGUCUCUGAAGACACAUUCUAUGCAUGCAGUUAUUACUACUUGUGCGCACUCACUUUCUUGUGUCACUGAUCGACUUGCAAUCUGUGUUCUUCUUUUCUUCAGAAAAAUGGUGACUACUCGCUCUCCACUCGAUGUAUAAUGGAGAUGGAGCCAUACAUUCGGAUGUUGUACCAAGAUCAGGUCAAGGUCUGCCAUAUCUGUCACAAUGUGGCCUUGCAGGUAAAGUGAUACAACUUCAAUUUAAAUGACAGUAAAUGAGUUGCAUCUAAUAUAUUCUUCCUGUUAGCUAAAUCAGACCCGUGUCGAAUCUAAAUUGAAAUUGGUGUAACAUCUGCUUUUUGCUAGAUUCCCAAACUCACUUUCCUCAAUCCUCUGCUCUCUUUUCAAACUUGCUAGAAGGUAGACAUAAAUGUUUAAUGUUGCAUGUACAAUGUUUUGUUGGAUAUGCUUCUCAUGACAUUUUCAUGAAUGGUGUAGUUGCUACUCAAAAUAUGUUGACUGAAUUUAAAAUGGGAUUGACACCACUGAUAUAGCCUGGCUUUUAUAGGCAACCAUUUGGUUUCAUGCUUCAGUUUUAUAAUAAUCUGGUAUAUUUACCUCUCAGUGCCAGAUGUGUGAAAAUCCUACAUGUGGCAUCAAAAUCCACACCCCUUGUGUCGCCAGAUACUUCAAAGGAAGGACUAAUCCACGAUGCCCUGCCUGUGAGGACUUCUGGCCACAUGAGAUCCCAGGUAAUAAUGUUACACUGCUCAAAGAAUUGCAACACAAGUGGUACCAUGAUAGUCUGUCUAUACAAUUUAUCAUAGUUUGUAUAAAGGUCUGUGUAUACAUAUCACGUUCAUCUGUUUUGACUCAGACGAAACAAAUAUUUACCUACCUUAUCUAGUCAUUCAUGUUUUAAUUUUCCACUUCUCUUCCCUAUAGAGCCUCCGUCCUCUCAGAGCGAGAGUCAGUCAGCAGCCAAAGAGAACACGGACCCCACCCCCACUCCUCGGUCUACAGCUCAGACCCGGAGGACCAGGAGGUCAUAAUCUCACGGAUACAUGUAUAGUUGUCAGAACUUUCAGUACAAUGUUUUGCCUUCAUUAAAAUGUACAGUUAACGCAAUGUAAUAUUUUUCAUAAUUGUAUAUCAAAUGUUAGUUAGAUUAUUUCUGGAGAACAUCUUUCAUUGAAUCGGCAGUGGUCUCCCAUGAGCUCCACUCUUAACUUGAUUAUCUUAAUUUUAUUAAGUUCCUUUCUAGGGGAGCAAUUUUGGGAAAUGUGGCAACUACUUCAAUCAUUCUUUCAGGCAGUUUAAAUGGAAAGCUGUGUUUACAUAAUUUGUACCUGUGGUUCAUUAGGUUGUUAAAUUAGAAUAGUACUGCCUUAUUUGAAUA
Molecule: messenger RNA, 2367 nt
Organism: Coregonus sp. 'balchen'
Lineage: Eukaryota; Metazoa; Chordata; Actinopteri; Salmoniformes; Salmonidae
Source: the annotation of a GenBank genome assembly